This is a messenger RNA of Rosa rugosa (rugosa rose), 1153 nucleotides long. RefSeq lists its product as uncharacterized. The coding region runs from base 13 to 963 and encodes 316 amino acids. Gene Ontology annotation, cellular component: transcription factor TFIIE complex. The record is from RefSeq and is a predicted model, not a curated record. The transcript has 5 exons. NCBI's taxonomy places the organism in Eukaryota, Viridiplantae, Streptophyta, Magnoliopsida, Rosales, Rosaceae. Gene Ontology annotation, biological process: transcription initiation at RNA polymerase II promoter.
AAGAGGGAAGAAAUGUCUUCCGAUACAAAUAUUCGUCUUUUCCGAUUCCCUUCACAAAAUCCACAUCCUUCUUCUCCACUCUGCCGUUCCAAUCGCAACUUGUUUUUAGCCAGAGAUUUGCAAAUGGGACUACAAGAAGGACCAGAUAGAUUCAAGAAACAACAAGAGCAGUGCCAGUCAACCCGUAUCAGCAUUGCCUCUAACAAUAGGGCCACAGAAACUCCAAAAGCUGUGUCUGCGGCAGCUGCUAGGGUUCCUGCUCCAUCUGUCAAAUUUUCAGAUAAUACGGAGAGACUCCAACACAUUCACAGCAUACGGAAUGCUCCUGAUGGAGCUCAGGUCAAGCGUGUUAUAGACCUGCUGCUGAAGACAAGGCAGGCUUUCACGCCGGAGGGAAUUUAUGAAAAUUGUUAUGUUGAUGUGAACCACAAUGAAACUGUCUUCAAGUGUCUGACAGAUAACCCAAAAGUUCACUAUGAUGGGAAAUGCUUCUCUUAUAAGUCCAAGCAUGCCGUGAAGGACAGAAGUCAAGUACUGUCCUUAGUACAGAAAUUUCCGGAGGGCAUACCUGUGAUUGAUCUCAAGGAUGCAUACCCUAGCGCAAUGGAGGACUUGCAGGCUCUAAAAGCUGCUGGUGACAUCUGGCUUCUCUCAAGCUUCAAUGCGCAAGAGGAUAUAGCUUAUCCGAAUGACCCUAAGUUGCCCCGCAUCAAGGUUGAUGUUGACCUUAAAAAGUGCUUCAGGAAAAUAGAAUUGCCUAGCAAUAUGGUUGACAUUGAGAAGUAUCUCGAGAAGAAUGGGAUGAAGCCUGCUACAGACUCCGCAAGGAGGAGUGUUAUGGUCCAGAGUCUAGUUGGGUCUUCUAAUUGCAAGGAGAAGAAGAAGAAGAAGCCUGAGAUCAGCAAGAGGACCAAGCUAACCAAUGCCCAUCUUCCUGAGCUUUUCGAGAACUGGAAAAACUAGGUGAAGCCAUCAUAGGAAUGUCGACAUUGCACUAGUCUUGGAGCUACAUGAUCUUUUGGAAACUUGCAAGUUGCAUAGAAUAAGUUCAUAGAAAGUGUAAAUUCUGUCCGGCCUGUAAAACCAAAUGCUAAUUGUUUCUGGUAGUUAAUGUGAUUAAAUUGUCUUUAUUAACUUUGAGUGAUUCCCAGAA